GGUCUCUCUCUUGGCAAAUAAGGUUCCUAUGUAGCGCAAUGUAGGAGUAAACCCCUUGCUUUCCGGAGAGACCCCCAUACACAGGAUUCUAUUUCUCUUUUGCAAGGCAACACUGUUGUGAGUGAGAACAUGUCUCUGGACGACAUCCGUAUGCACUCUGAAGAUCUAAUAGACAAAGAGCAGCUUGAUUGCGGAGGAUUCGGCACAGUGUCAUUAUGCUUUCAUCGAAACCAUGGUUUAGUUGUGCUGAAAACAGUAUAUACCGGACUGAAACAUGAAAUGUACAAUGAAGCUCUUCUUGAAGAGGGAAAAAUCAUGCAUAGGCUUAACCACGACAGGGUGGUGAAGUUGCUUGGUCUUAUAUUAGAAAAUGGCAAUUAUUCUCUGGUGAUGGAAUACAUGACGAAAGGAAAUUUAUGUAAUGUUUUACAACAGGUUACUGUUCCACUUUCUGUUAAAGGACGUUUUAUUCUUGAAAUUAUAGAAGGAAUGACUUAUUUACAUGACCAAAAUAUAGUUCACAAGGACCUGAAGCCAGAAAAUGUUUUGGUAGAUAAUGAUUUUCACAUUAAGAUUGCUGACCUAGGUGUAGCUACCUUCAAAACCUGGAGCAAGUUGACUAAAGAGGAGACCUAUCGCAAACAGAAAAGUCAGAGCAUAAACGGCCACCAGGCUAAGAACAAUGCUGGGACCUUGAGCUAUAUGGCCCCAGAGCAUCUGAAGUCUUUAAGUACCAAGCCCACAGAGAAGUCUGAUGUGUACAGCUUUGGAAUUGUGAUCUGGGCUAUAUUAACUGGCAAGGAGCCUUAUGAAAAUGCAUUCAACAUUGAGCAAUUACGUGUUUGUGUAAUCGGUGGGGAUAGGCCAAGUUUAGAAGAACUUCCUGAAAAUUCUCCACCAGAGGCACUAGACAUGAUGCAACUUUGUUGGAAAGACAAACCAGAAGAGCGGCCUACUUUUAGAGAGUGUGAUGAGAAAUUAAGAACAUUUUACACCAACAAGCUUCAGAAGAAAAUUGAAAGUGAUGUGGCUAAAAUGAGUAUUGAAUUUCCAAAGCCCCAGGGAUUUAUUGAACGUAUGGCAUCCUUGCAGCUCGACUGUGAUGCAGAACCUCCAAGCAUAGCGACAAAAGAUCAGCCCCAGUCACUGCACAGCUCGCAGGGUCUACUAACAGGAGACCUGGAUGAAUGUCUGUUCUCACCGGGUGAGCCAGUGGAGAGUGAAUACCCCAAACAAGAUGAAAACUUAGAAAGGAAAUUGCAAGAAGAAGUAAGGUAUCAUCAAACUGGCAGUCGUUUUGAUGACAGGCUGAGCAUGCUUGACGUUCAACCAAGUUUUGCAGAGAUUCAAAGUAUGAGAGAGUCUAGUGAAUCUUACUCAAAGUACCCAACAAAUCUAUCCACUCACAUGUCAAACGUUAGACCUUUCAUAAGUGACUCUGAAAAGCCCGUAGACCAUUCCAUGUCUUUCGACCAAAGGAACAUCAUGCCAAAUGCUGAAAGCUGUGGGCCAGAUGUCACACCAGGAUACCACUCACAAACUGCGCAGCAGGUUAAUAUUCCUAAUUCAGCAUUUGAAGGGCACAACAUCUAUUCUGGAACACCUGGACCUGCAUCACAUAGCUUUGGCUUUGAUACAAAUUUGAUGCCCACUUUACCAUUUCACACCGCCCUUUAUGUACCAAUACCUGAAUCUGGAAUGUCAGAUCCUUAUCAACAACCACCGAAACCAGUGUCAGAGGCUAGAUAUGGAGGAGGAGCCCCCAACCACAUUGCUUUUCCAAAGGGAAACUUUGGAUACAGUCCACCCAACAGCAUUCCAGAAACAUCGAUGAGUCUCCAUAUAGUAAACAGCAAAUCUGUCCAGAUUGGAAAUAAUAAUGUAAUGAACAUCCAAAAACCACCCCCUAUGAAGAAGAGUCCAAUAAGAACCCAGUGCCUUAUAGACCCAGCUAUAUUAGAAAGCAAUGCUGUAGUUAAUGAAAAACAUCUGCAACUACUAAGAGACAACCUCUCAAUAAAGUGGAAAACAUUUGUUCGCUUACUGGGCUUUCGAGAUCCAGAGAUUGAAGAAAUUGACCAUGACUUUGAAAGAGAUGGACUAAGAGAAAAAGUUUACCAAGCUCUGCAUAAGUGGAUAAUGAAAGAGGGUUCCAAAAAUGCAACAGUAGGAAAAGUGGCCUAUGUACUCCACAGUAUGUCAGAAAUUGAGCUCCUCAAUGAGUUUAUUAAUAUAGAACAGAAUUAAAAUGAAUUGCAUAAGAAGAUUAAUUUCAAGGCUGAUUUGCUCAGGCACCUGGGAUAGUCAUUAAAGUGAGAGGCUGGAUCAUAUUAAAUAGCACAAAUACAUCAAA
Bombina bombina (fire-bellied toad) is the source of this 2353-nucleotide messenger RNA. It is a transcript of the gene RIPK1, whose product is annotated as receptor interacting serine/threonine kinase 1. NCBI's taxonomy places the organism in Eukaryota, Metazoa, Chordata, Amphibia, Anura, Bombinatoridae. The record is from RefSeq and is a predicted model, not a curated record. Gene Ontology annotation, biological process: protein phosphorylation; signal transduction. The transcript is spliced from 12 exons. Bases 130 to 2247 code for a protein of 705 amino acids. Gene Ontology annotation, molecular function: ATP binding; protein binding; JUN kinase kinase kinase activity.